AUGCCGAAGGUCCGCGGCGAGGAGGGCAUCGGGGUGUACCUCCGCAUCCGACCGCCGCCGACAUCACAGCAGAGUCGCCUGCUCGCCACCGGCGGCGGCACUGCAGAGACCGCUAGCUCAUUCGAGUCCACGCGCGGAGCCGGCCAGCCCCCGCGUAGCUUUCAGUACGAUGUGGAAGAGAGCUUUGAAAAGUCAGUCUUGCACCUGCACACCGCGCAGAGACUCGUGCAGGAGGCGCAGCGGGCGACGGCAGGUCCAUCACCGCCGCUGUCGUACUCAGCCUCUGCGGGCAGCCCACGCGGUGGUGGUGGCGGCGGCAUCAAAAACACCGCUGUUGUUGACGACGUCGUGAACAACACCGUCGUUGAUUUUCAGUACCGCUUUAACCGCGUGUUCAGGCCGAACGCAACGCAGGAGGACGUCUUCACCACUGUUGCGAAGGGGUGUGUGGAGUCGGUGCUGGAUGGCCUGAACAGCACCGUCUUUGCCUACGGCCAGACAGGCAGCGGCAAGACGUACAGCAUCACGGGCGGAACAGCGAGCUACCAAGAGCGUGGCCUCAUCCCACGCGCACUGGCCAUGAUCUACGAGGAAGUGGCACGGCAGCGCGAGGGCGGCGGUGGUCGACGCCGGCGCAGCAGCAGCAGCAGCACCGAGGCCACAGGCGAGGACGAUACCGGUGGGGGAGGCUCCACGACGUACACCAUCACCAUGUCGUACCUUCAGAUCUACAACGACAAGGGGCAAGACCUGCUCAAUCAUGGCAGCGACGCUCGCACGCUGGAGGAGCUGCCGGCUGUCACGAUACACGAAAUGGAGGACGACAUUGUGCUCAAGGGACUCGAGCAGCACAGCGCCCCGACGCUUGCGGACGCCCUGAACCUUCUGUUCCUCGGCGACACAAACCGUCUGUACUGCGAGACGCCAAUGAACAAGACGUCGUCGCGCUCGCACUGCAUCUUCACGAUUUACCUCGAGGCCCGCACCACCCUUUCCUCCGUCGUGCGUCGCUCCAAGCUGAACCUCGUCGAUCUCGCCGGUAGCGAGCGCGUAAGCAAGACGGGUGUGUCGGGCACGAUCUUGAUGGAGGCGAAACAUAUCAACCUCUCUCUCCACUUCCUCGAGCAAGUCAUCGUGGCACUCAGCGAGAAGGCGAAGGGGGUACGCGAUCACGUGCCGUACCGCAACUCGUUUCUCACGAUGGCGCUGCGCGACAGCCUUGGUCGUAACUGCAAGACAGUCAUGCUCGCCACAGUGCACGUCGUCGUCUCGCAGGUGGCGGAGACGAUCAGCACAUGUCAAUUUGCACAGCGUGUGGCAAUGAUUCAGCAGGCACCGCAGGUGAACUUGGAGACGGACCCGGUGUUGCUCGUGCGCAAGCUGCGCGUAGAGGUCGCACAGCUGAAGGACGAGGUCGCCUACCUCCGCGCGCACGGCGGCGGCGGUGGUGGUGCAACAUUACUUGCGGCUGACCGCACGUUGACAGCAGAUGAGAAGAACGUAUGCCGCGGCAUGGUAGAGGCGUACAUCCAGAAGGCUGCCGUGGACGGCGACUGGUGCUCCCGCCUCACCGGCUUUGAUGGAGACAUGGCUCGCAUGUAUUACUGUUAUGAGGUUCUGCGUGAGCGUCUCGUGCGCGGCGGCGGUGGCGUACGCCAGGAUACACAGCAGGAGCAGCGGCUGGCAGCGAGCGAAGAGCAGGUGACGGCACUUCGGCACAGUCUACAGCUCAAAGAAAACGAGCUGCAGAUGCUGUUGACGGUGCUCAAGAAGGCAGGAGGCACUGGCGCAAUGGGCAGUGUUGGCGCGGCUGGUGGCGAGGUAGGCCUCGGUGCUGCCGGUGUGCGGUACAACGCGGCUGCACAGACACCGCACAGCAGUGGCGGCAACGGCUCCAUCAGCGAGAACGGAGAGGGGGAGGCCUUGCGGCGUGGCUCAUUCAGUUUCACAGGAUUACGAAGCAGCUCCGCAAGUCGAUGCGCGAAUGCCAGCGAAACACAGAACGACGAGCAGCAGCAGCAGCUGGAGGUCUCACUGAGGCAGAGCAUCUACCGCGACGCGCAGAAGCUAGCUGCUCAGCUGCGCUGGUCAAGUGGGGCAGCACGUACACAAGCCACGACGACUGCAGCGCCGCCGCACACGGAGAGGACAGUCGAGGCGGCCCUGACUCGUGUCACCACCCUUGCGCAAGAAGGCCAAUUCACAGCGGCCGAGGUUGCAGCCACCACCGAGUUCCUUGAGAGCAAGCGUGAGUACCAGCGGCACGUCGAAAGCUCGCACGAGCCCCACGAAGGAGACAACAACAACGAGGGCGGCAGCGGCAGCAGUGGUGGCGACGGUGACAACGGUCGUACGGUGGUGGACGUGCUGAUGGACGAGCAGCUUCUGCAGAACCGCGCGCAGGCGCUCGAGGCUUUCAAGGCGUCCUACGAAGCUCAGCACAAGGUGGAGGAGACGAAGCAGCUGCUCCGUCCCAAGUACGCAGCCUGCAAAUCCACGGCGCAGCAGCUCAACGCCUGUGUAGAUGCCAUCAAACAGCUGAAGACCAAGAUCCAGCGCCGGCGAGCUGAGCGAGCGGCGGACGGCAGCAAUGUCGUGGACGCCGAGGAAGCCGCGUGGCUGGCGGAGCUGAGCUCGACCAAGGAGCGCUACAAUGUACACGCCGUGCAACUGCGGCACGACAAGGAAGAAAUCGACGGCAUGCACGCCUACCUCAAGCACUCACAGGAGCAGCUGGCGUGCGACUUUGAGCGUUGGUUCAGCGCACGGCAGCAGCAGGUGCAGUUGGCGCUGCAGCAGCAACAGCGGCACGCGCAGUGCCAGCAUGAGCAGGAAAAACGAAUGGAGCUAACGGAUGGCUUGCGAGCGGUGCUCGGAGCAUCACCAGUCAACGCCCCAUCGUCCGAGAAGCCAAACCAGAAGGUGUGUGCCUCGCAGGCACCGUCACCGCAUGGCGGCACCAGCGACACGGCAAGCACAAUCAGUAGUAUCCAAGGUGGUAGCAGCCUGACCUUUUCACCACUGCUCUCCGCCGCUCAGCCACAGCGCUCCUAUGCGUUCUCGGCCAGCAACACCAUGAGUACUGUGCCGCUCCCGCCCAACGCGAAUGGCAAUGGUGGGCUUCCAGCAGCGUCGUCGUCAUCCGCUAUGCAAACGCUUGUGCGGGGUGAGCGCCGCCUCGCAUCGCUGCCGAUGACCUUGAGCGAUGGGCAGCUGCGCCCUGCGGACGUGGCCUCAGCACGCUUAUCGCCGCCGCCUACGGUGCAGCGAGAUGGCGUCAGUGCAACUCCACCGUCUGCCCCGCUAGGGUUCGCGGGGCCAGCGCGGAACACCUGGGCAACCGCGUUGACCAUGGGUGGCGGUGCAGCAACCACGCCGAGUCCGACGCGACCGUUUCAUCUCCUGCCGAUCGACGACGCCUCUGCCACCAGCCACACGGCCCCGUCUGUCGCCCUUGCCAACGGCACCGCCUUUACCCUCACUACCACUGCCGAUAAGAAGCCGAGCAACCCGUACUUUCCGCAGUUUCCGUCUACCGGCAACGCCGCCGCGGAUGCUCAGCUGGCGGAGCUCUACAAGGCGAGAGAGGCAAUGCGCAAGCAGUUCCAGUGA
Molecule: messenger RNA, 3612 nt
Organism: Leishmania braziliensis MHOM/BR/75/M2904
Lineage: Eukaryota; Euglenozoa; Kinetoplastea; Trypanosomatida; Trypanosomatidae
Product: kinesin
Exons: 1
Coding region: 1-3612 (1203 amino acids)
Biological process (GO): microtubule-based movement
Molecular function (GO): microtubule binding; ATP binding; microtubule motor activity
Source: RefSeq, a predicted model, not a curated record